AUUGCUGAAGCUCUGUACAAGCAGGACCAGGCUUCAUGUGAAGAGAAGUUCUACAAAGUCAAGCAGCAGAAGAAUUCAAGGGGAUCAAGAUGAAGAUCUUGUCCUUCCUCUGCUUGUUUUCUCUGCUUGUUCUCUCUUCUGCUUUUCCUGCAGAUCCAGAGAUGAACUCUGAAGAAAGUAGGAAGCUCGCUCAGGCAUAUUUAGGUCAAUUCUAUACACUUGAAACAGAAGGGAGCCAUCUUGUUCAAAACAAGAGGAAUAGCCCCUUAGAUGGAAAACUGCGGGAAAUGCAAGCAUUUUUUGGAUUGACAGUGACUGGGACACUUGACUCUAACACCCUUGAGAUCAUGAAACAGCCCAGAUGUGGGAUGCCUGAUGUGGGUCAAUAUGGCUAUACUCUACCUGGUUGGAGAAAACACAGCCUCACAUAUAGGAUAUUGAACUAUACUCCUGAUAUGGAAAAAUCUGAUGUGGAAGAAUCCAUCCAAAAGGCUCUGGAAGUAUGGAGCAAGGUGACCCCACUAACAUUCACCAGAAUUUCCAAAGGCAUUGCUGACAUCAUGAUUGCUUUUAGGACCAGAGUCCAUGGUAAAUGCCCUCGGCAAUUUGAUGGUCCACUGGGACUCCUGGGCCAUGCUUUUCCUCCUGGCUGGGGAAUUGGUGGAGAUACCCACUUUGAUGAAGAUGAAAAUUGGACAAAAGAUUCAAGUGGAUUCAACUUGUUUCUUGUAGCAGCUCAUGAGUUUGGCCACUCCCUGGGUCUCUCUCAUUCCAAUGAUCCAAAUGCCUUGAUGUUUCCCAAUUAUGUCUUCAUUGAUUCCAGCAAAUCUCCCCUUUCUCAGGAUGAUGUCAAGGCCAUUCAGUCCAUCUAUGGAUCCUCACCUAAGGUAUCUGCUAAGCCAAAGAGACCCACUAUCCCCCAAGACUGUGAUCCUAAUUUGACUUUUGAUGCUGUCACCACCAUCCGCAAAGAAGUAAUAUUCUUUAAAGACAGACAUUUGUGGAGAAUUUAUCCUGAAGUCUCAGAAACAGAAUUUGAAUUAAUCUCUUCAUUUUGGCCAUCUCUGCCAGAUGGUAUUCAAGCUGCAUAUGAAAAUGACAGGGAUGAAACUUUGAUUUUUAAAGAUGGAAAUUUCUGGAUGAUUAAUUCACAUGACAUUCUGCCAGGUUAUCCCAAACCCAUCUACCACCUUGGCUUUCCAAGGCGCACAAAAAAGAUAGAUGCUGCUCUCUUUUACAGGAAAACAAGAAAAACGUAUUUCUUUGUUGAAGAUAGGUACUGGAGAUAUGAUGAAAUAAACCAAUUCAUGGAAAAAGGUUACCCCAGACGGAUAGCAAGACUCUUUCCAGGAAUUGGUCUCCCAGUUGAUGCUGCAUUUCAAUAUAAGAAUGAGAAAAUGGAAGCUGAGAGGAUUUGAGCAACUUGACCAAGAUUAUACAACUAGUUAAGUGGAAUAAAUAAGAUUUCAGCUUGGUCUUCCUGACUCUACAUAUAGCAUUUUUUGCACUCAAGACAUGCCUUUCUACAUCAAGUUCUCUGUUUCUGGAAUUUAUUUUUCACACUCUAGCAUUUAUUUUUCAUUUAAUGUUUACAACAAUCCCAAUUGUAGUUUUUCUCUUAGUAACAAAGCCUUCAGUGAAUAAUCCUAGAAUAUGUGAGAAUCUAAUUCUCAUUUGCUAUUAGUUAGGUGUGGAUAUAGGAACUACAUUGAGACAGAUUUUCACUGGACUUAUUCUUACUUAUACUCAGAAUAGGCGUUUUCCCUGAGACCAGAAUUUUUCUGGUUGACAAAGGCAAUUUAUUUUAGUGAAUUCCAUGAUAAUAUUCAUAGCUCACAUUUCUUCAGAGCUGAACAGGUUAAUAGAAUUCAUUCCUUAUUACUACAACUAGAUAAGAUAGGUAAUGGAAAUAGUUAUUCACAUUUUACAGAUAAGAAUACUGAGUCUCAAAGUGGUAAGGUAACAAGGAUUACACAGCUCAUAAAGCAUUCACAGCUUGCAUGCAGGGUUUUUCACAGAAAUUCAAUAUUCAUUGUGCCACUCUGUGGCCUUAAGCUUUGUGACCUAUGAGGUGAAAAUUAU
Messenger RNA from Sarcophilus harrisii (Tasmanian devil), 2082 nucleotides. It is a transcript of the gene MMP27, whose product is annotated as matrix metallopeptidase 27. Gene Ontology annotation, cellular component: extracellular matrix. The coding region runs from base 90 to 1418 and encodes 442 amino acids. NCBI's taxonomy places the organism in Eukaryota, Metazoa, Chordata, Mammalia, Dasyuromorphia, Dasyuridae. The record is from RefSeq and is a predicted model, not a curated record. The transcript has 10 exons. Gene Ontology annotation, biological process: extracellular matrix organization; collagen catabolic process; proteolysis. Gene Ontology annotation, molecular function: zinc ion binding; metalloendopeptidase activity.